CAAGUUCCUGUCUGUAUAAGAAGAAGAGAGACGUUGUACAACAAAUUGAAUUUUAAUGGAGCGAUUCAUGAGCGAAGCGUUUGAAGAAGCUAGAAGAGUGCUAAUAGCUGGAGAGGUGCCCGUGGGUUGCGUGUUCGUUUUCCCUGUAGAUGGUAUUGACACAGUGAUAGCACGAGCCGGAAACGAUGUUAACGCAACAAAAAACGCUACUCGACAUGCAGAAUUUCUUUGCAUAGACCAAACUUUGGAAUAUUGUAAACAGAAUGGAUUAUCAGUCAGUGAAGUUUUUCCGCAAAUCACAGUUGUGGUCACUGUGGAGCCUUGUAUUAUGUGUUCAGCUGCUUUACAUGAUUUAGAUGUGAAAGAGGUUUUAUAUGGUUGUGCUAAUGAUCGUUUUGGCGGCAAAACUUUAGUGGAUGUACCAUUUGCUACAAACAAAAGUAAUGGCAGGCCGCAAGUAAACGGUGGAAUAUGUGGUGAAGAAGCGAUGGCAUUGCUGAAAGAUUUCUAUAAAGGCGAAAAUCCAUCUGCGCCAAUCACUAAAACUAAAAGAUGACUUGAAUUGGUGCAAAUGUCGAUAUGUGUAUAAGGAAGGCUCAUUAUCUGGAAAAAAACAGGCGUAGUCAGGCAAGGCGUAUGACAAAGAAAUAUUUAGUAAAAUGCAACACGCUUUGAAGAAAGGAUGCAAAGGGGGCAUAGAAGGGUGUAUCUCCAUCUUAAAACUGAUAACCACAUCCUCCGAAAGCUUAUAGUUUUUAAGUAAUUUAUUGUUAAAGUUGUGUGAUUUAGCGAAAAGUUGGUGUCGCCAGACGCCUCACUUAACGAAGUUCGUAUGCAGAGACGUUCACGGGAAGGAUCCUUUUUUGCUUUAGUUUCGAAUUGAGAAACAUUUUUGACAUUUUUUACAAAAGGUUGAAUUUAAGGGAGUGGAAAAAAAUGUAAUUCUU
Messenger RNA from Anastrepha obliqua, 947 nucleotides. Its product is annotated as tRNA-specific adenosine deaminase 2. NCBI's taxonomy places the organism in Eukaryota, Metazoa, Arthropoda, Insecta, Diptera, Tephritidae. The transcript has 2 exons. The record is from RefSeq and is a predicted model, not a curated record. Gene Ontology annotation, cellular component: cytoplasm; nucleus. The coding region runs from base 56 to 556 and encodes 166 amino acids. Gene Ontology annotation, molecular function: tRNA-specific adenosine-34 deaminase activity. Gene Ontology annotation, biological process: tRNA wobble adenosine to inosine editing.